GUCAGUUACUCCAAUUAAAAUAUAGAAUUAAAUAAAAUAAAAAAUCUUUAACUGAGCUUUCUCACUCCAGCACUAUAUAUGAACUCGCAUUUCUCUCAAAUCGACAAUGGAAAACAGAAUCUAAUUUUGCCCUCAUUCUCAUCUAUAAUUGUUCAGAUUUGAGCUCGCAUAAUCAUGGCGAUUGUGGAGGACGCGUACGUGUACGAGGAGGAAACUCACCUCACCGUCUUCAAGACCUCGCUCUUCUUCGCCGGCGAUGGCUUCACCGCCCACGACUCGAGAGGCGAACUCGUCUUCCGAGUCGACUCGUACGGCCCCGACGCCGGCGACUCGGGCGAGCUCGUUCUCAUGGACGCUUCCGGCAGAUGCAUCCUCACCGUCCGCCGCAAGAGACCGAGCCUCCACCAGAGGUGGGAAGGCUACGCCGGCGAGGGCGCGGAGGGGAAGAAGCCGCUCUUCAGCGUGCGGCGGUCGUCGAUAAUAGGGCGGUCGGGCAUGACGGUGGAGGUCUACAAUCCCGGCGGGGAGUACCAGAUCGAGGGGUCCUUCGCCUGCCGGAAUUGCACCAUCCUCAACGCCGACAAGGAGGAGGUGGCCGAGAUCCGCCGGAAAGUCGACACCACCACCAACGUGGUCCUCGGAAAGGACGUGUUCCUGCUCGCGGUCAAGCCAGGCUUCGACGGCGCCUUCGCCAUGGGGCUGGUCCUCGCGCUCGACCAGAUCCAAGGCGGCGAUGGUGACGAGGCCGGCGGCGGAGCAGAUGGGGUAAAGGCGUCUAUUUGGACUUUAGUCCCUGGACUGUCCGCGAACCACUCCGGCAGACACCAAAACAAAAAAGAAACUUCCGGCCAACCGGCGCCGGAACCCGGUUGCCCAGGGGUCACCGGCGGCUGCGCCGACGGGGCGGUGGGAAGGGCCGGAGAACUGUCUCCCGGCGUCGUGGCCGGAGGCGCGCCCGCCGGCAGACUGGCGGCCGGUGGGCUGGCGCCGCCGCUGGUGGAGUUGCUGAGGACUGAGCCGCUGUCCUCCUUGCGCGCAGUGGGUUCCGAAGAUGCAAAUGUAGUAUUGGUUGCCGGUGGAGUUGAGGGUGGGUGA
This is a messenger RNA of Striga asiatica, 1095 nucleotides long. Lineage: Eukaryota; Viridiplantae; Streptophyta; Magnoliopsida; Lamiales; Orobanchaceae. The record is from the annotation of a GenBank genome assembly.